GGCCUCCUUUAACCAGAAUGUAAGCUAUGUUAAAGUGGACAUGUUGUCAAGUUGUUGUGGUCGCGUUCUGAAUCUCCUCUUCUACUAAACACUGGCAGAGCUUUCAGCUGAAGCAAAUACGAGUCAUUAGGAGUCUGGACCUAACGGUGGAUUGUUUCAAGUCAUAUUUGAUCCUUUGCUAAGUUCACGUUGCAUUCUCUUGUGCCUUCAGCCAUGCCGACACCUAGGUCCAGGGACGACACCCCAUUGCCCAACUCACCACCUAAUUCAGUAAAUGAUAAAGAAUUAAAGCCUGGCACGAUGAAUCCCACUCCUACCUCCAAGAAAUCCAGCCGCCCCCAUUCCGUCCUCUCCCGUGCACGGACCGUCUCAGCUCACUCACAACCACCUUCCCAGACUGGAGCCGCCGACGGAACGCAAGGAGAAAUGGAUGUGACACCUGAACCCCAGACCAGCCCAGAACCAUGCUCGAGAUUCGCGAGGCUUCAGGUGGCGCCUCUAACGGAGUUUGAGCUCCUGGAGCUGGCCUAUGAACAGGACACAUCACCCAACAAGACAUUCUUGGCCAGUGGCAAUUUUUACAAGGAUGAUGGCACACCCUGGUCGCUGCCGGUGAUACGAACCGUCGAAGCUCAGAUGGCAGAAGAUCUCACCUUGAAUAAAGAAUACACCAAACCAAACAAUGGCUUAAAAGCCUUCACAGACGCAGCUACUCGCAUGCUGUUUGGAGAUGACAGUCCGGCCAUUUUAGAAAACAGGAUCGGAACGUUCCACACACCUGGUGGAACCUCCGCCUUGUACGUUGGUCUACUGGUGCUUAGAAAUGUCUAUGGAUUUACAGACCUUCACAUACCAUAUCCUACAAGAGGCAAAUACGAAGCGAUAGUGGAAGGCAUGGGCUUCGAUAUCAAAUACUACAAAUAUCUCGACGAAGAUAGCCAGUUAUUUGACACGGAGGCGUUCCUUGAUGCUUUAGAGACAGCUGAACAACAGUCUAUCUUUAUCAUCGUGGCCGAUUCUCCCAGCGGGCCUACUUCAGAUGGGUGGGAUGCUAUCACCAAGGUGAUGUGGACGCGUCACCUGCUUCCCUUCUUUCACAUUUCCACGCAGGGCUUGGCCACCGGGAAUGUCUGGUUGGAUACAUACCCCGUCAGGCACUUCGGCAAAGAGGCCAUGGGACUUGAUAUGAUGGUGGCACAGUCCUUCUCCAAGACGUUCGGACUGAGCGGUGAACGUGUUGGCUGCCUCCAUCUUGUCGGGCAGUCACGUGAGAGUGGGGUGAGCAUCAGUGCCAUCACUGAUAGCCUCAUAACGGAUAUGUGGAUGUAUGCCCCUGGUCACGGCUCACGCGUUAUUGCUACCAUCAUCAACAAUGCCGCCUUACGGGCGGAAUGGAAAGACCACGUGAAGACGAUGUCUGACCGUAUACGGCUGAUGAGGCACCUGCUCUACCAGAAGAUGCUGGCCAAUGGCACUCUGUGGAAACACCUUACGUCUCAAAGCGGACUGUUCUCCACGACAGAUUUCACAGAAUCGCAGAUUACAUCUCUCCGAGAGAACCACCACAUCUACAUGGAAACUCAUGGCUUCUUCAACAUGUCCUGCUUGCGGACAUCGACCGUGGACUAUGUGGCCCGAUGCUUUCACGAGGCUGUGCAGGCGAGGGAGGACAUGGAGGAGGAAAUGGCCAGGCAGAUGGAGGACGACCGUAGGGGUGGUGCAUCGGGCGCUUCAUCGCAGUCGUAGGAACGACUUCCCGGAGAAAGCUUCGAAUUAUUAGGGCUGUCAUUAUAACUGCGGUACAGAUUUGGCUAUAAUCGGUCGAUCGGAGGAUCUUCGCUUACAAUUUAUUCUGUAGGUUGAUGUACUGUCAGCUGUAAAUAUAUAAUACGGUGUUUUGUAGUGCAGCAGGACAUUGGGCUAGUGUAUAAAAGGUGACCCAGAAAAAAAGCGACUUGCCUAUUUCAAGUUGACAUAUAUCUUGUUAAAUGUUAUAACUAAUGAUGACGCCGAAUGAACAAUUUCGGUGCUGCUACAGUCAAUACUUCAGAACGGAGUCGAAUUUCUCAGUGGAUAAGUUUCAUUUCUGAGAUUUUUCGUAGUGUACUUUUCAGAUGUUUUUAUUAUAUGUCACAAACUCGCACAGUGACGAAAUUUAAAAUAAAAAAUCAGACACUGGAAUCGAUCGAAUGCCGCCAUCGUGGAUAUCGGGUGCAUAAAAUACGUAAUACCUGGAACGACAAUUUAUUUCACUCAAGUCGUUUUAUUAAGAUUACGACACAUUGAGGUACUAAAAUACAAUCAAAAAUACAUAUUAAAUACAUAUUAAAAAAUACACAACUAUACGAUAUGAUAAAUAAUCGGUAAAACAUGAGUCUGCUACAAUACCUAGACUAAUGUGGAGGCAUGCAGUACCUUUUCCUGGCCUUUAUUAAGCAAUGAUCACAGUUGUAUUUUCAUUAUCAAUGUUCAUAAGCGAACCUUGUCUCCCCUAGUGGGAAUCCUGCCCAAAGUAACUCUUCAAUAUCUCCUGUCUUAACUCUUCCAACCUUAUACAGUUACAUUCACACAGAAAGUGUAUCACAUCGCCAAUGCGAUUUGCUUCACAUUUACCAUAGCUUCGAUUUAUUUGUUCACAUUUUUUGUUGGCAACGUGUAAGGAUCCAAUCUGAACUCCAGUGAUUGCAGCAACUAUUCUGGGAGAUAAGAAAGGUAUUUUUCAAAACAAUGACGCUGUUUUAGAGGGGGAUUAUAGGCAGGAGCAGAGGGGCUAAUUUGGCCAUCUUCAGGUGACUAAUAUACACACUAGGGGCGCUGGGUCAUGUCAGAUUAAGCACUAAAUAUAUUCCUCGUACAGACGUGAAUCAUUUCGACCUACUGUGAGACGUGAGAGACCCCUAUUGGUGUAUUUUGUAACUUUAUCUUGCCUGCCUAGCUGCUGCCUAUAUUGUCCCUUUAAAAUCUACAAUACAUUAGAAAGUUACCAUAAGUGCAAAUUUUGUAAAUAUUGCUCCUCAAGGAUACAUUUCACCUUUUCACUCAGUCAGUUUGUAUUUCUCACUCCCUGGUCUAGCCAAAGGAACGAAGUCAGCGCCUCGAUUGUCAAGAUUUCUCUUUAGAUUCAACCAAACUUCUCGGCAAGUCAGUGUUGACAAUGAAUGUUGAGAAGCUUUUGGUGAAACUAUACGAUGCGCUCCAGAUAACGAGGAUGACGGAAACCAUAUCAGUGCUGGGUCACUCGAUUCGAGUGUAUUCUGCGGUGCUGGAAAACAUUAGCCGUAGAAGUGUUCCCUGGCAAGUGGGAUGUCUGCUAGUGACAGAAGCGCUAGAGUUCGAGAAGGUGGCUACUGCUUUAAUAAAACCUAUGCGUAAAUAAUUGUGGUCAAUUGGCACUGAUUGUGGUCGAUCGCGUCCAGGAUAUGGUGGUGGACUCUCUGAGGGUCAUCCUAAACAGCGUCCACCAGCGUCCACCAGGUUUCAAAGUUAUCCAAAUUAUAUUUUCUUGACAUAAAU
Lineus longissimus is the source of this 3513-nucleotide messenger RNA. RefSeq names its product aspartate aminotransferase, cytoplasmic-like. The record is from RefSeq and is a predicted model, not a curated record. The transcript is spliced from 11 exons. Gene Ontology annotation, biological process: L-aspartate biosynthetic process. Gene Ontology annotation, molecular function: pyridoxal phosphate binding; L-aspartate:2-oxoglutarate transaminase activity. Gene Ontology annotation, cellular component: cytosol. The coding region runs from base 214 to 1746 and encodes 510 amino acids. NCBI's taxonomy places the organism in Eukaryota, Metazoa, Nemertea, Pilidiophora, Heteronemertea, Lineidae.